Doryrhamphus excisus (bluestripe pipefish) is the source of this 3814-nucleotide messenger RNA. The record is from RefSeq and is a predicted model, not a curated record. Lineage: Eukaryota; Metazoa; Chordata; Actinopteri; Syngnathiformes; Syngnathidae.
UACCACACCGGCUUGUUUGUGCCUUUGUCGAACCUGCCAGAAUGUUGUCCCGGAGCUAGCUUGCUAAGUAGCUGCGGCUGUAAUGUAGCUCGGAGGCUAGCAUGCUAAAUGACAGACUGAUUGGCCGGUUAGUGGGCGCCUGUUUUGUCGGUCGGGUUAGGCUAGGGUAGGCUAAGCUAGGCUAGGCUAGGCGGGGUGGGGCGACGUUUGUUUACUUUCGGCUUAAAAUGGAUAUCAGUUUUUCUACGUCGAUACCACGGGGGACGUUGGAACGAUCACGAUACCUAUUAUUAUACAGAAUAUAAACAAGGUGGACAGAAUACGUCAUACAACCGUUAACUCAUUCAUUAACAAGCCUUCAAAGCCAUACAUGUCAAUAAACAUGACUAUUCUCGCGUGAUUUAACGCAUAAACAGCACAUUUAAGUGUUAUUGGAACACGCCAAAGGCGUAUGUUCUGGGGUGCAGCCUUUCGGUAACCGCUGUGCAAGCAAUACACGCCAAAGGACUCCUCGCACCGGUGUGCGCCGUGCACUAAAAUAAACUCCCUCCGGCGCAAACACGUUCGCUUUGCACUGUUAAAUUGUGUUUGUAAAGGGCACACAGGCCAGCAGAAAAGCACGGCGAUACCCCACAGAAUUUAACUACCACAACGCAUGUGAUUUUUCUAAAUGUCCUUGGAUACAGCUGACUAAAGGACAACCAAAAGCCACCCCGUAAGAUUUUCCUUUGGAGGACUCGUACACCCAGAGGAGGUGGUGUUGGAUGUGUUUUUUUGGAUUAUUAUUCCUUGUUCGGUGUCUGCAUGACCACAUCUGCAGCAAGAGGUGCUCUGUGAGUCAGAAGAGGGAGAGGCUGGGCUGAUGACAAGCAUGACAUUGAGCCGGGACACUGAUGCAUGCCCACUCAAAAAGUUCAACUGAGCGCCAUCCAACCAGCCUCUCAGAAAAAGGGAGGGGAGGGGGGGUGUCGACGCCGUGUAGCUAGUACCGUGCACCCCCCAAGUAGCGCUGGAGGCCUCUGAUGGAUCAGGGUAGUAGUGAGCAGUGUCCAGAGGAAGCGGACUCGGGAGGCCGGGCGGAGCACGAGGGUGGCAGGAGGGCGUCUGAGUCGGAGCACGGUUUGUCCAAAAUCACCCACAACGCCCUGGAGAACAUGGGGGCGUUGGGCCACGGCCUGAAGCAGCUCUUCCAGCCACAGCGCAGACGCUCCUCAGUGUCCCCACAAGACACGGCCGUGUCGUGCGCCGGAGCACCUCCUUCCUCCGAGCCCGCCGCCGCCGACGCAGUCUCAGAAAGCGGGGACACUCGGGCCCCUUCAGCUCUCUCUGUGGACUCUGACGGCCCUGCCGCUUCCGCCCCCCCUCCCGCAGCUCUGAGCCGCGUCCUGCAGCAGAUCCGCGGUGCUCCGCCAAUGAUGAAGCGAGGCACCAGCCUGCAGAGCCGCCGCAGCAAGGCGGCCGUCACCGGGGAUGCCCCCCAGAAAGGCAGCCCCCAGAUUCACCGGCGUAGCACCCAUGAGGCCCUGCUGCAGGCUGGGCGCCCUCGCUCCUCCUCCACCACGGACACCCCCAGCAACCCCGCCCUGGCGGACAUGCUGCUCACAUCCAGCCACCACUCCACGGAGGAGCCUGACAAGGAUCGUUACGACGGCUCGGCCCCCGCCGUCUCCCCCAACGCCAUCUCCUGCGGCGCCGACAGCUACGACGUGGUGGACAGCACGCCGGACCCCCAGCGCACCAAGCAGGCAAUUGCCCAGCUCCAGCAGAAGAUCCUCAAACUCACCGAGCAAAUCAAAAUCGAACAGACGGCACGCGACGACAACGUGGCCGAGUACCUGAAGCUGGCCAACAACGCCGACAAGCUGCAGAGCGUGCGGAUCAAGCAGGUGUUUGAGAAGAAGAACCAAAAGUCCUCCCAGACCAUACAGCACCUGCAGAAGAAGCUGGAAAACUACCACCGCAAGCUCCGCGAGGUGGAGCACAACGGCAUCCCGCGUCAGCCCAAAGAUGUUUUACGAGACAUGCACCAGGGCCUCAAGGACGUUGGCGCCAAGGUGACAGGCGGCCUCUCCAGCAUUUCCCAAGCCACUCAUUCAGCGGCCGGAGCCGUGGUGUCCAAGCCCAAAGAAUUCGCUUUCCUCAUCCGCAACAAGUUCGGCAGCGCCGACAACAUCGCGGCCCUCAAAGACUCUCUAGAUGAGACCCAAGGAGACGAGGGGGUCGUCGGCACCGGGGGUAUGAGGACCCUCGCCGCGGCGGGGCACCUGCAGUCUAGUCCAAAGUACGGCAGUGAGGAUGACUGCUCGAGUGCUACUUCCGGUUCGGCGGGGCCAAACAGCACCACCGGAGGUCCAGGCGGGCCCCCCAGCUCCAGAGGGAACACGCUUGAUCCGUCGCAAGCCUCGGGCUUUGACGCGAUACUCCAUGAGCUCCAAGAAUUGCGGGACAACCAAGGUCGACUCGAGGAGUCCUUUGAGAAUUUAAAGUCGCACUAUCAGCGGGAUUACACCAUGAUCAUGGAGGCCCUGCAGGAGGAGCGAUUCAGGUGUGAACGCUUAGAGGAGCAGCUCAACGACCUGACGGAGCUUCACCAGAAUGAAAUACUCAACUUGAAACAGGAAUUAGCCAGCAUGGAGGAGAAGAUCGCCUACCAGUCUAACGAAAGAGCCCGAGACAUUCAGGAGGCGCUGGAGGCAUGUCAGACCCGCAUCUCCAAGAUGGAGCUGCAGCUUCAGCAGCAGCAGCAGCAGGUGGUGCAGCUGGAGGGUCUGGAGAACGCCACGGCGCGAACUCUCCUGGGCAAACUGAUCAAUGUGCUGCUGGCCGUCAUGGCCGUCCUCCUGGUGUUCGUGUCCACGGUGGCCAAUUGCGUGGUGCCCCUGAUGAAGACGCGCAGCCGCACGGUCUCCACGCUGCUCCUCGUCGUCCUCACCGCCUUCCUGUGGCGCCACUGGUACGCUUUCUCAGAGUAUCUGCAUCGAUUCCUGCUGCAUCCCAGGUGACCUGAUGGGAAGCGCCUUUUUCCAAUCCAACACAAGAGUGGAGUGGCCAGUGGCGGCAACGCUGCUUCUUAACCGCCAUCACUUCAUCACCCAAGAGAGACAAGAUGGCCGCUCCUUUGGCGGCUUUGGCGCGAUUGUGGCUUUGAGAGAACUGCACACUUGAUUUUUCUCUCUCCUGAGUGAAUUUGUUUACACGUUUGCGUCAUCCUCGUUCACGUCUGUAUUGCUUUUAAAGGCGAAUCAUUCAAACGCGUAUUUAUUUGUUUUUAACGCUCAUCUGCUGAUUGACUUCACUUUUAAUUUGUAAUUUAUCGCUUUUCCAUCCGCCAUCUUUUACUUUUCCUAACGACUUUUUGUUUUAAAUGUUAGCUUUUGUGACCAACUCUUCCUCACUAAAGACUCCAUCCUUGAAUCUGGAUCAAAUAAUAUUAACGACGUGAACCGUCAUGGAGACACAACGUCUGCUUUGAGAGCUUCAAGCCACCUGGAUAUUUGACUGUCGAGGAAGAUGACCUAUGAACUCAACUAACAUACUUGAAGAGCAGUUUCAGUGCUCAAAGACUCAGUGCUUCCGUACUGUUUCUAUUAGUGACAAUGAAAUAGUCCGAUUUUUUUUUUUUUUAAAGACAAAUAAAUUCCCUGUUUUAAAAGGUGCUAUUGGAGGUCUUUUCUGAUUUGAAGUGUUACAAGCACAGGUACAACAACAGUGUCAAAACUCCAGUACAGUAAACCUCAGAUAUAUCGGAUUCAAUUGUUCCCACUGGUUUUGACCGAUAUAAGCGAAAUCCGUUACAUGCGUAUACCGGAAAAUG